Molecule: messenger RNA, 699 nt
Organism: Gossypium arboreum
Lineage: Eukaryota; Viridiplantae; Streptophyta; Magnoliopsida; Malvales; Malvaceae
Exons: 3
Coding region: 1-699 (232 amino acids)
Source: RefSeq, a predicted model, not a curated record
AUGGUGUUAAGAACAGCAGAGGAUAAGGAAGUAGUGGUGAUUGGUGAACGUCGAAAUUAUCUGUCGGACGUGGUUUCAACAUUAAGGGCUGAGAAGUUAGUACGAAAGGGAUGCGAAGCCUUUUUGGCCUAUAUUAGUAAUACGGAGGCUAAGAUCCCUACUGUUAAGGAGUUGAGAACAGUUAGGGAAUUUCUAGAUGUCUUUCUCAAGGAGCUGCCUUGGUUGCCACCCAGCAGGGAGGUAGAAUUUGGAAUCGAGUUGUUGCUUGGGAUGGCUCCAGUGUCUAUCGUUCCUUACCGGAUGGCACCAAAGGUGUUGGUGGAACUUAAGCCAGUACUGGGAAAGGAGUUUACGGUUUAUAGUGACGCAUCGCAUGUGGGCUUAGGACGUGUAUUGAUGCAAGAAGGAAAUGUGGUUACGUAUGCAUCACGACAAGUGGAGAGUGGGGAGACAUCGGACUUUGGGAUAAAUAGUGAAGGUUUAUUGUGCUUUUGUGGGAGAAUGUGUAUACAAAAUGACGAUGAUCUAAGGCAAUCUAUUCUGCGGGAAGCAUAUAGCUGUCUCCAUGCUAUGCAUCCUGGCAGAAAUAAGAUCUAUCAGAAUUUGCGUGAGCUUUAUUGGUGGCUUGGACUUAAGCGCGAGGUUGUGGAGUUUGUAAGUAAGUGUUUGGUCUGUCAAAAGGUGAAGGCGGAACAUUAG